UCGUCAGUGAUGGCAAUCCAUCGCCGUCCUGACUCAUCGAUCGGAGGAGAAGCCAUCUCGUUGAUACCAUCAUAUCGCACAACAAGGCCAACGUGCCCUCUCGGUGAAGAUGGCGCCUAGCUUGUUUGAGAAAGCGAAAUUCAAGGCCAGAAGGUUGUUGCAGGCCGCUCCCCAAGAAUCCGCCUCGGCUCCUUCACCACAAACACCUUCGCCAACACCAUCUCGGCCUGCAUCCCAACCAACCACUCGACCGACAUCUCAGCUAACGCCUUCUCCACCUACCUCGACGGAUUCCGACACCUCGCCGCUGCCGACUCUACAAGAGCGACUUUGGAACCAGGCCUACGACGGGCUCAAAGCGAGCGAGCCCAAACUGGUCGAAGCGUACGAGAAGAUCCUAUCAAUUGAACUUCACCGAAACGACCCGAGUUCUAUUGCCUCCGAACCGACAGAAAAUAAAAUAGCAAGGGCUCGGGGCACAAGAUGUCGCCAAAUGCAGCAGUUGGUCCAGGAAGGACUGGACCGGACGCAGAAGCAAGCAUCCAUCAAGCGAGGCAUCGACGAAGCCUUGCAAGCGGUGCAAGCGGUGAGGGGAAUAGUGGACAAGGCGAUACAUGCCGCUCCCGAAGCCGCCGUCGCCUGGGUCGGCGUCUGCCUCGGACUGGAGAUCCUUUCGAACCCCGUCACCGAGGCCCGCGACAAUCGCAAAGGCAUCGCCUACGUCCUGUCGAGAAUGGAGUGGUACUGGAACUUGGUGUCCCUGCUUCUCGACGAGAACAAGGCCGAGCAAUCUUCCGCGGGACUGCGAGUCCAACUGGAGAAGCACGUCAUGCAGCUCUACGAGAAACUUCUGUCGUAUCAGAUGAAGAGUGUCUGCCUUUAUCACCGUAACUGGGCUGCCGUCCUCGGAAGGGAUAUGGUCAAAAUCGAUGACUGGGCUGGCCAGCUCAGCGAGAUCCAGGAAGCCGAGGCUGACGUGCAAAGAGACAUGGAACAAUACAAUACUGAAGACAGCAAGACGCAACUUCGGAGACUCACCGACGCCGCAACCGCCCUUGAGAUGAAUCUCCAAGACAUCCAUUCAGCCAUCCAGGACCAAACACGGCAGCAGGAGAAGAGACACCAAGACGAUGCGGACAAGCAAUGCCUGAAAGACCUGCGCGAGAGUGACCCUCGCGACGACAAGACGCGCAUCCAAGAUACAAAGGGCGGCCUACUCAGGGACUCUUACCGCUGGAUCCUCGACCACGACGACUUCCGGCGAUGGCGUGACGAUCCGCAGAGCCAGCUGCUCUGGAUCAAAGGCGACCCUGGCAAGGGCAAGACGAUGCUGCUAUGCGGCAUCAUCGACGAGCUAGAGAAGGAACCCGACAAUCGCCUGUCCUAUUUCUUCUGCCAGGCCACCGAGGCACGACUGAGUAAUGCGACGGCCGUGCUGCGCGGUCUGAUCUACCUUAUCGUCGACCAACAGCCGUCGCUCAUCUCGCAUGUUCGGAAGAAGCACAACCAUGCGGGUAAGCAGCUUUUUGAGGACGGGAAUGCCUGGGAAGCCUUAUCCAAGAUCCUUGCGGCCAUGCUCAAUGACCCGAGCUUGGAUGGUGCGAUCCUGAUUGUUGAUGCCCUCGACGAAUGCAAAGCGAAUCGACUUCAGCUUCUCGACUUGAUUGCCAAGCCUUCUCGCGUCAAGUGGAUCGUGUCUAGUCGCAACUGGCAGGAAAUUGAGGAGAAACUAGACAAUAAAAAGCAGAAAGUCAGGCUGCACCUCGAGUUGAACAAGGACUCAAUCUCCAAGGCUGUUGACACGUACAUUGGAUAUAAGGUGGAUCGAUUGGCAUGCCAUAAGAAAUACGACAAGGAAACAAGGGAUGCUGUCGAGAACCACUUAACCUCUAAUGCUGAUGGCACGUUUCUCUGGGUGGCCUUGGUCUGUCAAGAGCUCGCAGGUCCCCAGGUCCGAAAACGGCAUACGCUCAACACGUUGAAGUCAUUCCCUCCGGGGCUUGAUUCGCUCUAUGACCGAAUGAUAGGGCAUAUCGGUGAUUCGAAUGAUGCGGGCCUUUGCAGGGAAGUCCUGGCCAUCGCUUCGGUCGUAUACCGACCUAUCACCUUGGACGAGUUGAAGGUUCUUGUUGAGUCGCUUGAGGAUCUCGACCAGGACGACUUGGAAGAAAUCAUCAGAUCCUGCGGUUCUUUCCUGACUCUUCGAGAAGGUGUCAUCUACUUUGUGCAUCAAUCAGCCAAGGAUUUCCUGCUUAACAAGGCAUCCGACCAAAUCCUACCCUCUGGCGCCGCGCACCAGCACCAUGCCAUCUUCUCGAGGUCGCUGGAGGCUCUCUCGGAGACUCUCGAACGUGACGUUUACGAACUGGGCGUCCCAGGAUUUCCCAUCGAUCAGGUCUCGCCGCCCGACCCUGACCCAUUGGCUUCGAUACGAUAUUCCUGCGUCUUCUGGGUAGACCAUCUCGAUGACUCGGAACCCUGGGCGAAGAUGAGUGACAAGGACCUACAGGACGCGGGGAUCGUCGAUGACUUCCUUCGAAAGAAAUAUCUGUAUUGGUUAGAAUCUCUGAGUCUGUUACGCAGCAUGUCGGAGGGGGUCAUGGCAGUGCAGAAGCUCGAAGCUUUAGUAAAAACCAAGGAAGCGCGACAACUAACGGAACUACUUCGAGACGCGCGCCGCUUUAUUCUUUCUCACAAGCGGGCCAUCGAGAUUGCUCCAUUACAGGCCUAUGCAUCAGCACUCAUGUUUAGUCCCACCCGCAGCCUAAUCAGAGAGCUCUUCGAAAAAGAAGAGCCGGACUGGAUCACGCUCAGGCCGAGCGUGGAAUCAGACUGGAAUGCAUGCCUGCAGACGCUCGAGGGCCAUGGCGAUUCGGUCAGCUCGGUGGCCUUCUCGGCAGAUGGCCAGCGGCUCGCCUCGGGCUCGGACGAUAAGACGGUCAAGGUCUGGGAUGCGGCAACGGGCGCGUGCGUGCAGACACUCGAGGGUCAUGGCGAUUGGGUGAACUCGUUGGCCUUCUCGGCGGAUGGCCAGCGGCUCGCCUCGGGCUCGCACGAUAACACGAUCAGGGUCUGGGAUGCGGCAACGGGCGCGUGCGUGCAGACACUCGAGGGCCAUAGCCUUCCGGUAAGGUCGGUCGCGUUCUCGGCGGAUGGCCAGCGGCUCGCCUCAGGCUCGCACGAUAAGACGGUCAAGGUCUGGGAUGCGGCAACGGGCGUGUGCGUGCAGACACUCGAGAGCCAUGGCGAUUCGGUUGCCUCGGUGGCCUUCUCGGCGGAUGGCCAGCGGCUCGCCUCGGGCUCGUACGAUAAGACAGUCAGGGUCUGGGAUGCAGCAACGGGCGUGUGCGUGCAGACACUCGAGAGCCAUGGCGGUUCGGUGGCCUCGGUGGCCUUCUCGGCGGAUGGCCAGCGGCUCGCCUCGGGCUCGCACGAUAACACGAUCAGGGUCUGGGAUGCGGCGACGGGCGCGUGCGUGCAGACGCUUGAGGGCCAUGGCAAUUGGGUGACCUCGGUGGCCUUCUCGGCGGAUGGCCAGCGGCUCGCCUCGGGCUCGGGGGAUAAGACGGUCGAGGUCUGGGAUGCAGCAACGGGCGCGUGCGUGCAGACACUCGAGGGCCAUAGCAGUUGGAUGACCUCGGUGGCCUUCUCAGCGGAUGGCCAGCGGCUCGCCUCGGGCUCGCACGAUAAGACGGUCAAGGUCUGGGAUGUGGCAACGGGCGCGUGCGUGCAGACGCUCGAGAUUGACCGGGUGAUUACCCACCUUUCAUUUGAUCCGAUGACAACCUCUGUCCUCUCUACCAACAUGGGACUUCUGAACCUGGAUCUCCCGGCUCUACAACCUGCCAUCGAUAAUCGGUCGACUGACGCAGCCUUACGGGGUGUUCGCCACUUUGGCUGGGGUAUAAGCACUGACUGUGUAUGGAUUGUAAAAGAUGGAAAGGGGAUGUUUUGGCUACCUCCGGAGUAUCGAGUGAUGGAAUCGGCUGUGGUGGGAUCAACGGUCGCUAUCGGCGGUCGUUCAGGUCGUGUACUGGUGAUGAAGUUAUCUUAGAGCGGAGGCAGGCAUAAUUACCUCUUUGGUUACAAGCGGCCCUUUUCCGGUUGUCAGUAGCGACCUACGUAGUUGGUUAUGUUUGAUUUGGAAGCAGGAAGCCCGGCUAGCAACUACUUCCUACCUUAGCCAGCCAGCCCUGUAUUCACUGAGCUUCGAAUGUGCUAUAGGAAAAGGCAAA
Molecule: messenger RNA, 4235 nt
Organism: Ilyonectria robusta
Lineage: Eukaryota; Fungi; Ascomycota; Sordariomycetes; Hypocreales; Nectriaceae
Exons: 4
Coding region: 110-4054 (1314 amino acids)
Biological process (GO): negative regulation of transcription by RNA polymerase II
Cellular component (GO): nucleus; transcription repressor complex
Molecular function (GO): protein binding
Source: RefSeq, a predicted model, not a curated record